Molecule: messenger RNA, 606 nt
Organism: Aspergillus terreus NIH2624
Lineage: Eukaryota; Fungi; Ascomycota; Eurotiomycetes; Eurotiales; Aspergillaceae
Exons: 3
Coding region: 1-606 (201 amino acids)
Source: RefSeq, a predicted model, not a curated record
AUGUCUGACUAUAACGCCACCGAUCUCAACUCGAUCCUCCAGACGCUCUCUGCCUUCUCCAACCAACAGUCCCAAUCUCAACCCCAAUCCCAAUAUCAACCUCCCCCCACAGAGCCUCCCAAAGACACCAACACCAACGACGACUCGUACGAACCACCAGACUCUUUCCCCUCGUCACACAAUGAAUCCCUUCAGAAUGUACCCAUACCCUCACAGAGUCUAACACCUCCCUCCCCUCAAACCCUUCCUCGCCCCCGUCCAACACCCCCUCAAACCCAGUCCCAUUCGCAAGCCCAGGACACCUCCUCCAUCACGACCUGGCCCGCCGCACUGCAACACGUCAUGCGCGCCAUGUCGCAGAACGAGGACCUGCAGCGGCGCAUCCGCCGGCUGAUCCAGCGCCAGCACGACCACGAGCGCCAGUGGUGGCAGGGCCGGGAGGCGCUGUGCGCGAAGCAGCGCGCCCGCGGGGAGAAGAAGAAGGAGCUUGAUGCCGUUUUACGCUCUGUCGGCGCGCCCGUGGAUGACAGUCAGGUCUCGGUAGACCGCCGAAGAAGACCAGGCGGAACUCCAAAACUACGACGCAAAGGUCUACCGCGCGUCUAG